Messenger RNA from Arachis stenosperma, 1836 nucleotides. RefSeq lists its product as uncharacterized. The transcript has 4 exons. The record is from RefSeq and is a predicted model, not a curated record. Lineage: Eukaryota; Viridiplantae; Streptophyta; Magnoliopsida; Fabales; Fabaceae. The coding region runs from base 1 to 1836 and encodes 611 amino acids.
AUGGCUCUGGAUGUGUCAGAUGUGGCAAAUGCACUGGCAAACGAAGUGCCGUUUGAGGAGCCAUCAUUCAUGCGAGUUUUGGAUUUGGAAGCCAUGCAUGUUUCGGAGUUUCUGGAUUAUACAAGUGCAGAAAUUUCUUUUGUCGCAGAUGGUGAAUUUGCCGUUGGUAUGGAAUUCAGUUUCAGGGAAGCUGUUAUUAAGGCGAUAAAAGAGUAUACCAUACGAAGAAGCGUAGACUACCGAGUGUAUGAGUCUGAGCCAUUGACAUUUUAUGUUAAGUGUACACAGUAUGGGUCAGGGUGUGAUUGGCUUAUCCGGGUUAGCAUGAUCAGCCGGAAGUACUGUUGGGUUAUAAGGAGGUAUAAUGGCAGUCACACAUGUACCAGAGCAACAAUUUCUCAGGAUCAUUUGAAGUUGGAUUCGAAUAUAAUUGCAGAAGCAAUAAAGCCGUUGGUUGAGGCUGAUCCCGCCUUAAAGGUAAAAUCGGUUAUAGCAGAGGUGCAAUUGAAGUUCAACUACAUGGUUAGUUAUCGGAAAGCAUGGUUGGCUAAGCAAAAGGCAGUGAAAAAAAUAUUUGGAGGCUGGGAAGCAUCGUACGAAGUCUUGCCUAUAUGGUUUGAGGCCAUGUGUCAUAAGGAGCCAUCAGCUGUUGUUCAUUUUGAGACUAUGCCUGCAUAUCAAGGUGAUGACUUGGUGACUGAUAUUCGGGUAUUGCAUCGGGUCUUUUGGAGUUAUUACCCCUGUAUUAGAGCAUUCAGACAUUGUAAGCCAGUUGUCCAGGUGGAUAGGACACACUUGUACAGAAAGUACAAGGGUUGUCUACUAGUGGCAGUUUCACAAGAUGGCAACAACAAUAUCGUCCCAAUUGCAUUUGCUAUUGUGGAGGGAGAGACUUCUGAUGCAUGGUACUUUUUUCGUAGUAACCUUCGUCAGCAUGUUGUAACUCGGGAUGGUGUGGGACUGAUAUCCGACCGUCAUGAAUCCAUAAAUGCCGCCGUGGAAAGGAGUGACGGUGCUUGGUUACCUCCAAGAGCUUUCCAUAUGUUUUGCAUCAGGCAUAUAGAAUCGAAUUUUCUGAGAAAAUUCAAGGCGCCGUACUUGCAGAAACUGGUCAUCAAUUUAGGAUAUUUGAGGACGGUGCGGGAGUAUGAAGUACGAUACCAACGUUUACGAGAACGGGGCGAGGCCUACACUAACUGGUUAAACCGAAUCCCUCGAGAACAGUAUGCGUUGGCUUUUGAUGGUGGAUAUCGAUGGGGUCAUAUGACGACGAAUCUAGUGGAAUGCAUCAACUCAGUAUUGAAGGGUACUCGCAAUCUACCCGUUACUGCCCUUGUGAAGGCAACAUUUUACAGGCUUAACGAGUUGUUUACACAAAAAAGAGCGGAGGCGAAAGCCUGGAUUAAUGCUGGGCAUGUGUUUUCUGAUGUCGUGACCUUGAAGUUGCAUGCAAAUCAACUUGCAGCAGGAAACAUACAGGUGGAUAGAAUCCCCUGUCGACAUGUGUUCGCAUGUUGUGCCAACCAGCGACUGGACUGGCAACUGUAUGUGCAUGAUGUGUAUAAGAUGGACCAAGUUCGGCGUGUGUACCGAGCAAGGUUUAGGCCACUAGGUAAUCCUACUACAUGGCCUGCUUAUAAUGGACCUCGGUUCAUGCCAAAUUCGUUCCUGAGACGAGUGACAAAAGGUCGCCCCAGAAUAACGCGCUUCUUGAAUGAGAUGGACACGCGUAUGUUACGUCGGCCUAGGCGAUGUAGGCUGUGUGGAGCUGAAGGACACAGCCGUAGCAGAUGCCGUCAGUCCGAUGGUGUAAAUGCCUGUGGAAAUACUCAGUAG